This is a messenger RNA of Kluyveromyces marxianus DMKU3-1042, 2976 nucleotides long. It is a transcript of the gene RTT10, whose product is annotated as tRNA (34-2'-O)-methyltransferase regulator RTT10. The transcript has a single exon. Gene Ontology annotation, molecular function: protein binding. Gene Ontology annotation, biological process: tRNA methylation. The record is from RefSeq and is a predicted model, not a curated record. NCBI's taxonomy places the organism in Eukaryota, Fungi, Ascomycota, Saccharomycetes, Saccharomycetales, Saccharomycetaceae. The coding region runs from base 1 to 2976 and encodes 991 amino acids. Gene Ontology annotation, cellular component: cytoplasm.
AUGAUUCAAAAACUAGCACAUAUUGGCCCAGUAUUGGCUGUAAAAUUUUAUAAAGAGUGGUGUUUUUGCGCCCAGGGCCCCUUCAUCGAAGUGUAUGAAUUCAAGACUGGGUCUAAAGUUGGUCGCUACCAAAUAUUUCAUAGAAAUAAAGUGCAUGGAAUUAGUAUAUGCAGGAAUUCGAAGAGAGUAUUAGUGUACGGUUCGAGAUCCGUCUCCAUUAUUACUAUAGAUGAACUUCUUUCGGGUAAAAACUUAUUGGGAUAUGAGAAGAUGACCGCGGAGUGGAUUGUAAGUGGUGAGUUCAGCUACAAUGGCGAUCAAGUAUAUUUAUUGACAAUAUAUAAUAAGGUCAUUGCUGUCGACCCUGUAACGUGUGACAUAGUGAGGACAUAUUUGCUUGAAGGAGAGCGUUCGAUCCUAUAUUCUGGUUCGAUAAAAGUUCUGCCCACUAAAGUACUUGUUAAUGCGGGUACUAUCAUGAAUGGUAUUGUUAUUUGGGAUCUAACGACACAGAAAAAGCUCUGGAAUUUAAAAGGUCACGAAGGUGCAAUAUUUUAUGUUGUGGCUAAUAAUAGUGGCAGCUUACUUGCCAGUUGUUCUGACGACCGUUCUAUAAAAAUAUGGGAUUUACAUACUGGUGAAUUAUUAUCUACAGGGUGGGGCCAUACUGCAAGGAUAUGGAAUCUUGAAUUCUUUAACGAAGAUAAACAACUUAUUAGUGUAUCUGAAGACUGUACUUGUAGAGUUUGGGAUCUAUUAAACAAUGAAAUACGCCAAAAAGAAAUGUAUGAAACUCAUUUGACCAAAAAUGCAUGGUGUGUUGAUGUAGAAAACAAUAGUCUUAUAGCUGUAACAGGUGGUAAUGAUGGAAGGAUAAAAUUAACUGAGAUUAGAAAACCAUCUUUUACGAAUGAUAUUACUGUGACAUUGGAAGAUAUAUCAAAGAGCUGCAAAGAGUUUGAACCAAAAAAGAAUGAGAUCAUCAAGGGCUUUCACUUGUUUAGUUUUGGUGUCGUCUUAAUUACUUCCGAAGGAAAUAUAAUUCAACACCUAACGGCUCAGAAUAAGUGGGUUCUAAUAGAACAUGACGAGCGUUUCUUUAGCUUUUCCAUCACGCAAGGAAUUAAUAAUACUGUAUUUUUCAUGAAUAACAAGUGUAUUUUGAAAUCACUAACAUUUUCUACUGAAGGUUGCUUGCUAAACACUACAGAAAUCAAAUUAAGUGACCUUACACAAACCAUCAACUGUAUCUCUGUACGUCCAUAUGAUGAGAACUUUUCUUUAGUCAUUGAAUCUGCAAACCCUAAUGAUCCUCUAUUGUUGUUAAAGUUUAAAGAAAGAACUAACGAACUAUUAGAGAAAGUGGUACUUAACAAACCGGCCAACUUAUUAACCAGUUGUGCAGAGAUAUAUGGCGAUUAUCUCCUUGUAGGUGGAAGGUUCAGUAUGGUAUUUGCGUUUAAUCUUCUUGAUACAACAUGUCAUUCACUUUUUGUUAAGCUUCCAGCAUCUGAUGCUGUAACAUCAAUUAAACAUAUAGAGGAUAAAGGCGGGAAUGCACUGUUCUCCAUGACGAAUAGGGACGGAGCUUAUUUCUUUGUAUCAUUCAAUUUCAAAAUGAAGACAGUUAAAAUCGUUCACACAAAUAAAGUUAACAGAGGGUUUCUCGAGGGUUCAUUCUAUGACGAAAAUGAUGAAUUUAUUGUUUACGGAUUUAAAUCUAAUUUGUUUCAUAUCUACAAUGAAACACAACAGUAUGAGAUAUUUAGUCAGCCUUGUGGGGGAGCUCACAGACAAUGGAAAUUAUUUCAGCCUAAAAACGACAAUUCCGUUUUAUGUUUCGUUAAGAACUCUACUUUAAAUAUCGUAACAAUACCUUCCUAUCAGUUCCCUAAGACUUUGAAGAACGGAUCACACGGAAGGGAAAUCAGAGAUAUUUCAUUUCAACCGGGAAAUUAUGAUUCUAAUAAAAAUUCAUUGUUCAUCACUGGUUCAGAAGAUACUACUGUAAAGUUGGCUUCACUAAACGUUGAAACUGGAGAUAUCAUCAAUCAUUGGUCAUUGAAAACACACGUAUCUGGAUUACAGAAAUGUAAAUUCAUAAGCGACAAUAUAUUUAUUACCUGCAGUGCCAGGGAAGAGUUAUUUGUAUGGGAGUUGGAAAUGAAUUUCUCUCUUCCUUAUGUCAGCCUAAGACAAAAGUUAAUUCCAUCAACGAACAUACCUGAUCUUAGAAUCAUGGACUUUGAUGUAAUUUUUUUGGAGGGAACCGAAAAUGACUUCAUUAUGGUAUCUGUCUACAGUGAUAGUUCCAUCAAACUCUGGCAUUAUAUUUAUGACCAGAACAAAUUUACAAAACUAGCCGAAGGAAAAUAUGAAACUUGCUGCCUUUUAGGAGUCGCUUUUGUUCCAUUCAAACGUUCACUAAAAUUGUUAAUAUCAACAACCGGUGGCUUUUUAGUUACGAUGGAUAUAACGAAAAACAUCCCAUUCACCUUAAAUGACGGGAAACUGCCCAAUAAAUCCUACACAAAAGAUAUAUGCAAAGAAUUGCCUCAUUGGUCAGACAGGGUUCGGGUACAUGAAGCGGGCAUAAAAUCUUUCGAACUCAAACUAAACCCUACGGCAGAAUCUUUCAUGGUGUAUACUGGUGGAGAUGAUAAUGCCAUGGCAAUAACAGAGUUUUCAAAUAAAGAUGAUGAUACCCUGGAUAUAAAAAUACUUUGUAAGGAUUGUUAUGCUGCAUCAUCUACCAUCACGUCUGUCAAUUUAUUAGAUAAUGGUAAUAAGCUGUUAAGCACAUCGGUGGAUCAAAUAAUUCGUAUUCGUGAUAUCAGCAAUAACGAAUUGAGAAUUUUAGAUAGCCAAUACACUACUGUAGCUGAUACAGGAUCGUGCGAUAUCAGGAAACUGGAAGAUGGAAGACAUAUGGCGCUAAUUGGUGGACUAGGAUUAUCCUGUUGGCAAGCCACAUAA